Cotesia congregata is the source of this 423-nucleotide messenger RNA. NCBI's taxonomy places the organism in Eukaryota, Metazoa, Arthropoda, Insecta, Hymenoptera, Braconidae. The record is from the annotation of a GenBank genome assembly.
AUGUCUGCCAAUUAUUACUUUGUUAUUGUUGGAACUGCAGAUAACCCAUUGUUUGAAAUAGAAUUUAAUGGCUCCAAUAAAGAAUCUAAGAAAGAAGAUCAUGCUCAUCUUAGUCAAUUUAUAGCUCACGCAGCAUUAGACCUAGUUGAUGAGCAUAAAUGGAAAACAACAAACAUGCAUUUAAAAGUUAUUGACAAAUUUAAUCAGUGGUUUGUCAGUGCAUUUGUCACAGCGACGCAAAUAAAAUUCCUUAUGGUACAUGACACUAAAAAUGAAGAUGGUAUUAAAAAUUUUUUUAAUGAAAUGUACGAAAUUUAUAUUAAGUAUUCGAUGAAUCCAUUUUAUAGAAUAAAUACUCCAAUAAAUUCUGUUGGAUUUGAAAAAAAGGCACAACUUUACGGAAGAAAAUAUCUGUCUUCAUAA